Molecule: messenger RNA, 1758 nt
Organism: Hyaloscypha bicolor E
Lineage: Eukaryota; Fungi; Ascomycota; Leotiomycetes; Helotiales; Hyaloscyphaceae
Product: acetyl-CoA synthetase-like protein
Exons: 2
Coding region: 1-1758 (585 amino acids)
Biological process (GO): secondary metabolic process
Molecular function (GO): CoA-ligase activity
Source: RefSeq, a predicted model, not a curated record
AUGGUUAUCAAAAGUCGUUAUCCUGAGCUGAACCUCCCGAGCGUUGACAUAUACACUUUCUUGUUCAAGCGCAAGGACAGGAAAUUCCCAGAUGAACACCGCAAGUCUCACUCUCCCUCGAGAACAAUCUUCCGCGAUGGGCCAACCAACAAGACAUACACUUUUGGGGAAUUGCGGCAGCUGGCUGAAACCUUUGGGAAAGGAUUAAGAUCUCAAUACGAUUGGCAAAAGGGCGAUGUGCUCGCCAUCUCAUCAGCCAGCGACAUAGACAUGCCGCCCAUCAUAUUUGGUGCUCUCUGGGCAGGUGCAACCGUUUCAACUGCAAAUCCAGGCUACACGUUCACAGAACUUUCUCACCAGCUCCGUGACAGCGGCGCCAAAGCCAUCGUCACCCACUACUCCAAUAUCGAGGCUGUCAGGAAGGCAUGCAGUGCCGUUGGCAUUCCAGAAGACCAUAUCAUCAUCUUGGGGAACCGGAAAGACCCAACUGGCCGCUUCAAGCACUGGACGAACGUCCGUAACCUGGCCAACACAGCACGGUUUGUGGCGCGUAAGAUCGACCCCAGAAAAGAUGCAGCGUUUCUUGUCUAUUCGUCCGGUACUACUGGCAAGCCAAAGGGCGUUAAGCUAUCUCAUUAUAACAUCAUCUCGAAUAUUCUCCAACUACAAGCCGCGGAAAAUUACAAUCUCACCUGGGAUGGGAGCCGAACUUCCAGAGACAUUUCUCUGCCAGAACCUGGGACAGGUGGUGAUAAAGUCCUGGCUUGUCUGCCGUUCUUCCACAUCUACGGUCUAACGGUUCUCGUUCACAGCCCCGUCUACUCAGGUGUUACUACUGUCGUGCUCUCCAAAUUCGAAGUCGAAGCAUGGUGCUAUUUGGUACAGAAACACAAAGUCACGUACUCGUACAUUGUGCCUCCGAUCGUCCUGCACCUAGCAAAGCACCCCUCUGUCUCUUCCUACGACCUAUCCAGUCUGCGUAUGACACAAUCUGGCGCCGCGCCUCUAACUCGCGAGCUUAUUGAGCAAGUUUUCAAGCGUGUCGGUGUUCGCAUAAAGCAGGGCUAUGGCCUCUCCGAGACCAGUCCCUGUCUAUAUCAAGGCUCCUGGGAUGCGUGGGACGUUGACAUUGGCAGCGUUGGUGCGCUACUGCCCAACGUCGAAGUCAAGAUUUGCGAGCCAUUCGAUAGUUCCAGUAGCGACUUCGGAAAUAGCACCCCUCGCGAGCUCGAACAGGGAGACGUUGGAGAGCUGCACGUCAAAGGGCCGAACGUGUUCAGUGGGUACCAUAGGAACCCUGAUGCUACGGCUGAGUGUCUUUCUGCCGAUGGGUGGUUCCGUACGGGAGACGUAGGACUCAUCAAUGAGCGCGGCAAUCUCUUUAUCACGGACCGUGUGAAAGAGCUGAUAAAGUACAAGGGGUUUCAAGUUCCGCCUGCUGAGCUUGAAGGCUACCUGCACGACUUCCCUGGCGUGAUCGACUGUGCGGUCGUGGGUGUGUACAAUAAAGAGAUGGCAACGGAGGUUCCACGAGCGUACGUUGUGACGGAGUAUACGUCUAACCCGAUCAAUAUCGCGGAGUUGCAGCAGUGGUUUAGUAGCCGGGUAGCUAACCAUAAGAGGUUGAGGGGAGGAAUCAGGUUAGUAAAGCAGAUUCCGAAGAAUGCGAGUGGGAAGAUCUUGAGAAAGAAUUUGAAAGAUAAGGCGAGGGCGGAGUACGACACGGAAGUAAGAAUGGCUAAGGGAGCGAGAUUGUAA